AAUUUUACAUAACAGAAUUACCGGUAUGUGUUCUCUUAUUGAAAAGUAGCGUGCUCAGCGCCUGAUUGCAUUGUGACUACAAAGUGACUACAUUUCCCGUGGUGCACUGAGCUUAGGGUCUUGGUGCUGAACGAUCGCAGAAUUACAUUGCUGCUUAUUGAGGGCCCUGAACCAUGUACAAAGAGUUGGCGGUGGCGUUGGGGCUUGGAGCGGUGGUAGCUCUGGUAUUCCUGAAGAAGAGAAAGAGGGUCCUGAAAGCUCAGGAUGGAUGGUGGGGUGUGGGAGCUUGUCCCCAAGGACCUGAGGAUGACAGUGUCCGUCCUUUUAAAGUUGAGACAACUUCAGAAGAGAUUGAGGAUCUGCACCACAGGCUAGAUCAGACCCGUUCCUUUCCUUCUCUUGAAGACAGUCAGUUUAACUAUGGCUUUAACUCCAGAUACCUUGAGAAGGUUGUGUCGUAUUGGAGAAAUGAUUUUAACUGGAGGAAACAAGUGGAUAAACUGAACAAAUACCCUCAUUUCAAGACCAAAAUCGAAGGUAUUGAUAUUCACUAUGUCCACGUGAAACCAAAGAACCUGGCCGAGGGAACCCGUGCUGUGCCUCUGAUGAUGGUACAUGGAUGGCCAGGCUCUUUCUAUGAGUUUUAUGGUAUCAUCCCCCUGCUUACGGAGCCAUCCAGUCCUGAUGACAUAACCUUCGAAGUCAUUUGUCCCUCAAUACCUGGUUAUGGUUUCUCAGAGGCUCCACAUAAGAAAGGUUUUGACACUGUAUGUGCAGCUCACAUAUUUAAUAAACUGAUGAAGAGGCUUGGUUUCAACCAUUACUAUGUUCAGGGAGGAGACUGGGGCUCGCUUAUUACCACUAACAUGGCCCAGCAGGAGCCCAAUGCUGUGAAAGGCCUCCACAUUAACUUUGCUCCCCCUGCACAAGCAGGCCUCCUCAUGAUGUUGUCUAUUAUUUUUGGUCGCCGAUUCCCCAAACUCUUUGGCUUCACUGAGCAUGAUGUUAAACGCCUUUUCCCCACCAAGGAAAAGCUUUUAGUAGACGCAUUAAGGGAGACUGGAUACAUGCACAUACAGUCCACUAAACCUGACACUGCAGGCCGUGGAUUGAAUGACUCUCCCGUUGGUUUGGCUGCCUACAUUUUGGAGAAAUUUUCAACCUGGACUGAACCGGAGUUUAAGAACCUUGAGGAUGGUGGGCUGGAGAGGAAGUAUUCUCUUGAUGAUCUCCUGACAAAUGUGAUGAUCUACUGGACCUCUAGGAGCAUUAUAUCCUCCAUGCGUUUCUACAAGGAGAACUUCGGCAAAGGCCUGAACCAGCCCCAUGCAAAGCUUCCAGUUUAUGUUCCGACCGGUGUGGCCUCUUUCCCUAAUGAGGUGAUGCAUUCCCCUAAAUUGUGGGUGACACAGAAAUACCAUAAGCUGAAGACUUACACUCUCAUGGCUCGCGGGGGCCAUUUUGCUGCUAUGGAGGAGCCACAGUUAUUGGCAGAGGAUGUUCAGAACUUUGUCAAGAUUGUGGAAAAGAGAAAGAAGAAAUAAACAGUUCUAUGUCCUUUUAUCCAUGGGACUAAUGGAACACAGUGUUUAGAUUCAGAGAUACAUGAAGUUAAAAAAAACAACUGUUGGACCAUAACAGAUGACUAAUCCUAAUCAUAACUGUGUCAGAAACUAUUUGCAUUACAUUCAAUUUAUGUAAUAGUCCUAUUAAUCCUAGAAAUGUAUUAACACAAUUUUAUUUUUAUUAUGAGCCUUAGUUUUAUUGCCGUUUAAAUAAUUCUAUUAAAACGACAGGAGCUAACUUACAGUGAUUAUUUAUGGAGCUGUCCGAAUGGGACCACGUGAAUCAAUUUAAUGCUGAUGUUAAACCGUAUGAAAUGAUAGUCGACACUUUAUCGAAGCGCUUUCUAAUUGCAGUUAUUGUAUGAUAGCAAAACGUAGUAAAGACUGAAAUCAAAAAAGACUGUCAGGAAGACAUUUUUAUUGUUAUCAAGACAAAUUUAAUACCACUUUUUCAUUACAAACAAUUCAUUAAGAGGAAAAAUGAGUGUUCAUGAUUCAAAGUAAUGCCCACUAGAGUGGCUAAGUAUAUCUGUUCUUCUAUUCUUCAUUCAUCUAUAUAAAUAAAAGUAUCAUCGCUUAUAGAUGCUCUGCUGGCCAAUGCAAUUUCCUCUUUUUCCACAUAAUGGAAAGUUCUUGGCGUGAACUUUCAUGACCAAUCAAAUAAAGAGACGCUAAGUGAAGGCACGACCAAAGCAAUGAAGCUGGUCAGACUCCAUUGCUUAUGGUUUUCUGGAAUGCAUAUCUGGGAAAUUAAAAUAGGAAAACUUCUAUAAAAAAAUAAAUAUUCUCAUAAUAUUUAUACAACCAUAAAUAUUAUGUAUUGAAAUAUUUAUUUUGCACUAACAAGAGUUGCGCUUUCCAUAGAAAAUGAGUAUUUAAAAAUGUCAUAAAAAACUAUUCUCACAGUAGAGUCCACAUAGGCCCCCCAAGGUCAGUUCUCUUAGGGUUACACAGUUUUAGAUUGUAGGACAGCAUAGUUUAUAAUAGGUCAAUCCCUGCCUGUGCCUUAACAAUUUGUCCUGUUGUAGGCAGUUUUAAAAUGUGCUUGUGAUUUAUUCCUCCUUUGAUCGCUCACAGGGGAAAUGCAUUCAGAAUUAAGACAUUCUCAGGACAAAGAGAAAUGAUCAGUGGAACAAUUCUGAUGCAAUAUUCAGUCUGUAAAUGCAAGUGUUCUAGACAUAUGGGUGUUUUAAACCAUUGUGCACACAUAAUUCAAGUAAUUUCAGGUAUGACAGAUGGCAACUCUACAUGAUCAAGUCUUACACAUACAUACAUUAUGACACUAAUUAUGGAAAACAAAAUGUCUUCUACACGAUGAAUGUGAAUGAAUGACCAAACUUAUGAGAAAUCAAGCUAUGUUUGCAUUUUACAAUAAAGAGAUGAUCUGUA
Molecule: messenger RNA, 2954 nt
Organism: Carassius gibelio (silver crucian carp)
Lineage: Eukaryota; Metazoa; Chordata; Actinopteri; Cypriniformes; Cyprinidae
Product: epoxide hydrolase 1
Exons: 9
Coding region: 174-1544 (456 amino acids)
Biological process (GO): epoxide metabolic process
Molecular function (GO): epoxide hydrolase activity
Source: RefSeq, a predicted model, not a curated record